This is a messenger RNA of Schizosaccharomyces octosporus yFS286, 1055 nucleotides long. Its product is annotated as tRNA (guanine-N2-)-methyltransferase regulatory subunit Trm112. Gene Ontology annotation, biological process: peptidyl-glutamine methylation; rRNA (guanine-N7)-methylation; tRNA methylation. Gene Ontology annotation, molecular function: protein heterodimerization activity. Lineage: Eukaryota; Fungi; Ascomycota; Schizosaccharomycetes; Schizosaccharomycetales; Schizosaccharomycetaceae. The record is from RefSeq and is a predicted model, not a curated record. The transcript has 4 exons. The coding region runs from base 369 to 749 and encodes 126 amino acids.
UGAAAUACUUUACCACCAAAAUCAUAAAAUUGCUCUUUCAUAAAAGGCAAGAAAUUUUUUCUGUUCAGAUGUUGUAAUAUAUAUAUAUAUAUAUAUUUUUCUACCUGUCAAAAGUAUGAAGCCGGAAAAAAGUAGAGAAUCUUGUUGGAGUUUGUAUGGAUUUGAAUGCCUAAGGAUUUCGCAGCUGGUUUCACUAACCUGACAUUUCUCCAAAAUUUUUUCAAUCCUGUAUAUUUUCACUAUCUAGCCCUUGAGCGUUAUUUAUAAAACAUUUAAAAGGAAGACAAGUUUAAUUAUCGGGACUCUUUUUUAAAACGAUUUACUUUUUCCUCGUAUUCUUCAUUUCCACAUAACAAACUGCUUUAAAAAUGAAAUUGUUGACUGUUAAUUUUCUUACCUGCUCAAACAAGAGCUGCAGCAGCACCGCUGAAGCAUUUCCUUUAAAGAUUGAAGAUGCCAAGUUGGCUAUCCAACAAAUGGAGCUGAAACCUGAAUUUUUACGCAAUAUUAUUCCUCGAGUUGAUUGGAAUGCUUUAUUAAUUAGUACAAGACAGUUGGGAAAUAACAGUCUUCCCGAGGAGAAGCCAGAGUUGACGGAGGAAUCAGAUGAAGUUCUAUUAAAAUCACUUCAUAAUGUUUUACUAGAGACUGAAAUUACAGAGGCUAAAAUGACCUGUGGAAACUGUGGUCAUAUAUAUCCUGUUUUCGAAGGAAUACCAAACAUGCUUCUCUCCGAAGAAGAAAUUUAGUACGAUUUGUUACUAGUGAUUUUCAUUGGGACAUCGGAAUAGAAUGGAUUUUAGGGUAUUCUGAGCAUACAGUACAAAGGGUUCCGAAGAAAGGCGGCUCUUUGCUACAAGGAAAAAUAUACGAAGGAUCGCUGCUUGCACAUAUUACUUCGUCAUGAUGUUUCUUUCAAUAACAGAAAUUAUCUCUUUUUAGCAAUGGUACAAUUAGAUCGAACUUUUACAAUAGAAAAAAAAAAAUGCCAGUGAUCAUUUUGGAAGCACCUGCACCUUUCCUUUAUUUCAAAAAUUAUAAAGCCUUUUACUCCA